AUGGCAUCUCAUAGGCAGAGCUACAGGGCUGGUGAAGCCAAGGGCCAAACUCAGGAAAAGACAAGCCAGAUGAUGGGCUCACUAGAGGAGAAGGCCCAGGCAGUGAAGGACAAGACCUACGAGACGGCCCAGGCAGCCAAAGAGAGAACAAUGGGUGCAGCGCAAUCAACCAAAGACAAGGUCCAAGGGAAGGAAGAAGUUGCCAAGGAUAAAGCAGAUGUUGCAAAGGGUAAGGCCUGGCAGAGCAAGGAGGUGACCAAGCAGAAGGCCUCGGAAGAGGCCGGAAAAUCCAAAGAUACGGCGGAGGCCGGGAAGGACAAGUCUGAGGGGUUCCUCCAGCAGACUGGAGAGAGUGUGAAGAACAUGGCACAGAGUGCUGCUGAUGCUGUCAAAAGUACCUUUGGCAUGGCCAAGGAUGAUGAUGAAGACACUCCUCAUUAUAGCAAGGACAGGGACUAG
Molecule: messenger RNA, 459 nt
Organism: Prunus armeniaca (apricot)
Lineage: Eukaryota; Viridiplantae; Streptophyta; Magnoliopsida; Rosales; Rosaceae
Source: the annotation of a GenBank genome assembly